Molecule: messenger RNA, 15366 nt
Organism: Thalassophryne amazonica
Lineage: Eukaryota; Metazoa; Chordata; Actinopteri; Batrachoidiformes; Batrachoididae
Gene: herc1
Product: HECT and RLD domain containing E3 ubiquitin protein ligase family member 1
Molecular function (GO): protein binding; ubiquitin-protein transferase activity
Source: RefSeq, a predicted model, not a curated record
UGGGACUCGGUGAGAGGCAGACAGUCGGACUCACUGCAGUAGAAGCUCGGGGACAGACAUGGACAGCCACGCACGCUCCUGUCGUCUUAUCCAGUAACCAUGUUGUUAUCGACGUGUGUGGAGGUUUUUCAAUGAAGCACAACAACGCUGUUGUUGUGUGAGCGCGAAGAAGGAGAAGAAACAGAGGGAGAAGAAGAGGGAGAGGAGGCCUCUGACUGGGCUGAUGGCUCCAGAGUGACAUGCCAUGGCUUUAAUGAUCCCGCUGGUGAAGCUCAAAUGGCUGGAGCACCUCAACAGCUCAUGGAUCACAGAGGACAGCGAGUCCAUAGCCACACGGGAGGGUGUGUCAGUGAUCUACUCCAAGCUGUUGGCUAACAAAGAGGCGGUGCUGCUGCCACAGCAAGUGCUCUGCCUGAAAGGCCCCCAACUGCCAGACUUCGAGCGCGAGUCCCUCUCCAGCGAUGAGCAAGAACACUACCUGGACGCUCUUCUCAGCAGCCAGCUGGCUCUGGCUAAAAUGGUUUGUUCCGACUCUCCUUUUGCAGCUGCCCUGCGCAAGCGUGUGCUGGUGCUCCAGCGAAUCUUCUAUGCAUUGUCCAACAAGUACCACGACAAAGGGAAGGUCCGGCAGCAGCAGCACUCUCCAGAGAGUAACUCCGGUUCAGCGGAUGUCCACUCUGUUAGCGAGCGGCCCCGCUCUAGCACUGAUGCCCUCAUUGAGAUGGGCGUCCGCACGGGCCUCAGCCUUCUUUUUGCUCUGCUACGCCAAAGCUGGAUGAUGCCUCCUCCGCCUACUUCUGGGGGUGGUCCUGGUGGCAACAUAAACUUGUGCAAUGAUGUCAUUCACACAGCGAUUGACGUAGUUAGCUCUUUGCCACCUCUCUCUCUGGCCAAUGAGAGCAAGAUCCCACCAAUGGGCCUUGACUGUCUGACCCAGGUCACCACUUUUCUUAAGGGGGUGACCAUGCCAAACUCUGGAGCGGAUAUUUUAGGGCGACGCCUUGCCUCAGAGCUGUUGCUAGGCUUGGCAUCUCAGAGGGGUUCUCUGCGCUACCUGCUGGAGUGGAUCGAGAUGGCUCUGGCUGCAGCGGCGGCCGUCACCACUAUGGAACAGAGUAAGGUUCUCCCGAACCAAGAGGGCCUCAUCGGCUAUGAUUGUUUCAUGAACAUCCUUAUGCAGAUGAGACGCUCCUUGGGUUCCUCGGCAGAUCGCAGUCAGUGGAGAGAACCCACACGGACCUGUGAUGGCCUGUGCUCCUUGUAUGAAGCAGCGCUGUGUCUUUUUGAAGAGGUAUGCCGAAUGGCAUCAGACUACUCUCGCACCUGCGUCAGUCCGGACACCAUACAGACCGGUGAGACACCCAUGGUGUCAGAGACCUGCGAGGUUUAUGUGUGGGGCAGCAACAGCAGCCACCAGCUAGUGGAGGGGACUCAGGAGAAGAUCCUGCAGCCCAAAGUGGCCUCCAGCUUUGCUGAUGCACAAACGAUUGAGGCAGGGCAGUACUGCACCUUCGUAAUCUCCUCUGAUGGCUCUGUGCGGGCCUGCGGAAAGGGAAGUUAUGGCCGCUUGGGCCUGGGGGACUCUAACAACCAAUCAACACUCAAGAAGCUGACAUUUGAACCUCAUCGUGCCAUCAAGAAGGUGUCAUCCUCUAAGGGUUCAGAUGGCCACACACUGGCUUUCACCACGGAGGGUGAGGUGUUCAGCUGGGGAGAUGGGGAUUAUGGAAAACUGGGCCACGGGAACAGCUCCACACAGAAAUACCCAAAACUCAUCCAGGGUCCUCUACAAGGAAAGGUGGUGGUGUGUGUGUCUGCUGGCUAUAGACACAGUGCUGCAGUCAGUGAGGAUGGAGAACUGUACACAUGGGGUGAAGGAGACUUUGGAAGAUUAGGCCACGGUGACAGCAACAGCCGAAACAUUCCUACUCUGGUUAAAGACAUCAGCAACGUUGGAGAGGUGUCAUGUGGGAGCUCCCACACGAUCGCUCUGUCUAAGGAUGGACGCACAGUUUGGUCCUUUGGCGGAGGUGAUAACGGAAAACUUGGCCACGGUGAUACCAACCGGGUGUACAAACCCAAAGUGGUGGAGGCCCUGCAGGGGAUGUUCAUCAGAAAAGUUUGUGCAGGAAGCCAGUCAUCAUUAGCCUUAACCUCUACUGGACAGGUGUAUGCUUGGGGUUGUGGUGCUUGCCUCGGUUGUGGUUCAUCUGAGGCCACAGCGCUCAGGCCCAAACUAAUCGAGGAGCUGGCUACCACCAGGGUGGUAGACAUCUCCAUUGGAGACAGUCACUGCCUGGCGCUUUCACACGAUAACGAAGUGUACGCAUGGGGCAACAACUCCAUGGGCCAGUGCGGUCAGGGAAACUCCACAGGGCCAAUCACGAAGCCCAAGAAAGUUGUAGGUCUGGACGGGGUUGCCAUUCAGCAGAUUUCAGCCGGCACGUCCCACAGUCUGGCCUGGACCGCGCUACCACGAGACAGGCAAGUGGUGGCUUGGCACAGGCCUUACUGCGUGGACCUGGAGGAAAGUACCUUCUCCCACUUGCGCUCCUUUCUCGAACGCUACUGUGAUGGCAUCAACAGUGAGGUUCCUCCUCUGCCGUUCCCCUCGUCAAGGGAACAUCACAGCUUCCUCAAGCUGUGUCUUCGGCUUUUGUCCAACCAUCUUGCUCUGGCUCUGGCCGGAGGCGUGGCCACCAGUAUCUUGGGUCGGCAGGCCAGGCCCCUGAGGAACCUGCUGUUUCGACUGAUGGACUCCUCUGUGCCAGACGAGAUCCAGGAGGCUGUGAUUGAAACUUUGUCUGUGGGAGCAACGAUGCUGCUGCCUCCGCUGAGGGAGAGGAUGGAGCUUCUUCACUCACUGCUGCCUCAAGGACCUGACAGAUGGGAGAGUCUGUCCAAAGGACAGAGGAUGCAGCUUGACAUCAUCCUGACCAGCCUCCAGGACCACACCCACGUGGCCUCGCUGUUGGGUUACAGCUCUCCGACUGAUGGCCCCGAGGUGACUUCUUCUGCUCACGGGUUUACAGCGUCCCCAGACCCCACGUUCAGUAUGGCGGCCUGCCACCCUGACACCCACCUGGCUGAGAUCCUCAUGAAGACCCUGCUGAGGAACCUUGGCUUUUACACUGAUCAAGCUUUUGGUGAGCUGGAGAAGAACAGCGACAAGCUGCAGCAGGGGACGUCGUCCUCCGACAGCAGCCAGCCGGCUCACAUCCACCAGCUCCUGUGCUCCCUGCAGAAGCAGCUACUCGCAUACUGUCACAUCAACGCUGCCGCUGAGAACUCCAGCAGUGUGGCUCUGCUCCACAAGCACCUGCAGCUGCUGUUGCCUCACGCCACGGACAUCUUCUCCCGCUCGGCCUCCCUGAUUAGAGAGAGCUCCUGGAACGGCAGCAUACGAGAGAAGCUGCAAGAUGUGAUCUACGUGUCGGCGGCAGGAAGUAUGUUGUGCCAGAUCAUCAACUCCUUGCUACUGCUUCCUGUGUCGGUGGCCAGGCCCCUACUGAGCCACCUGUUGGACCUGCUGCCCCCUUUGGACCGUCUCAACAGGCUUCUGCCUGCUGCCUCCCCUCUGGAGGACCAGGAGCUUCAGUGGCCUCUUCACGGUACCUCAGACUUUGCUGAACCAGCCUCAGGAAUGCUCCUCCCACAGCCUGUGCUCUCCUGGGUGUGGCUUGUGGACCUGGAGAGGACGAUUGCUCUGUUGCUGGGCCGUUGCCUAGGGGGCAUGUUACAGGGAGCCCCGACGUCCUUGGAGGAACAGGAUACCGCUUACUGGCUUAAAACGCCCCUCUUCAGCAACGGCUUGGAGAUGGACAUCCCCCAGCUAGAUACUUGCAUUAGCUCUCUGCUGGAGGCAGCGCUGUCUGGAAACGAGGAACAAAAGCCCUUUGAGUACACGCUGCAUCCUGACUUGAGCCUCCUGGUGGAUCUGGCUUUGGGCUCCUCUAAAGAACCUGCCAGCAGCCUCUGGAUCAGCAUGCAGGACUACGUCAUCGGCAAAGACUGGGACAACGCAUCUCUCAGUAACGAGUCCCUGUUAGACACCGUGUCUCGGUUUGUGUUCGCGGCCUUAUUGAAGCACACGUGUCUGCUGGGCCAAGCCUGUGGAGAGGGGAGGUACCAGCCAUCUAAAUGUCUGGCAGAGGUUUAUCGCAGUGUUUAUAAAGUACGAAACCGGCUGCUGGCCUGUAAGAAUAUGGAUUUCAUUCAGACCCGAUCUUCUUCACGGGAACGGAGGAUUUCAGACAAUCAGGACUCUCUGGACAUGGACCCUCAGGAACAUUCUUUCACACGUACCAUCGACGAGGAGGCGGAGCUUGAGGAGCGAGCUGACCGUGAGAGAGAAGAGGGCCACCAGGACCAAGACGAGGAGGAGGAGGACCGAGAACAUGAAGUGAUGACCGCUGGGAAAAUCUUUCAAUGUUUCCUCUCAGCGCGAGAUGUCGCUCGCAGUCGGGACAGGGAGCGGGCCAGCAGCGGCACGGUUCUGGGCUCCGGCUCGGUCUCCAGGAGCGGAGGAGGUGGCGAGGAGGAAGGCGUCCUGUCUCAGCAGGGCAGGAGGGGCAGCACGGGUCUGCCGGAGGGCCAGGAUCUGUACACAGCGGCCUGUAACUCAGUGAUCCACCACUGUGCCUUACUGAUACUGGGAGUGAGCCCCGUGCUGGGUGAGUUGACCAAGCAGGACCAGGACCAGGACGAGGGCCAGACCCACUCAGCUUCAGGAACACAGGAGUGUCUGACCUUCAUGACCAGGAGUGAGAGUCUGAGUGCAGAGAACCGCUCGAUGCAGAGCAGCCCCAGCUACAGACUGAUGAAGUCCAGGAGUGACUUGGACCUCUCCCAGCCCGAGUCGGAUGAAGAGGGCUACACGCUGAGCAGCAGGAGAAAUGUUGACCUGGACCUGAUGUUUUCUCACAGAAGAGGCCUCCUGCACUGUUCCCCGGACUCACUGGCUGAGUCCUGGUUCCGGGCCAAACUGAGUCGUCAGCGCCACAGGUACAGUUGGACUCACUCUUACGAAGACUCUGACCUGGACCUGAGCCGCUCCCUGGGCAUCCACGCGCUCAUUGACAACACGGUCAGCUUUAUCAGCAGAGAUGUCGGCCUGACUCCAGCCUUCAAGGAGCCAGAAGAGAACAUGUCCACCAACCCACAGGCCAUGAUCCUGGCUAUGGAACAGCAGCAGAGCAGGGCAGAGCUGCGACUAGAAGCUCUCCAUCAGAUUGUGGUGCUGAUCUCUGGCAUGGAGGAGAAGGGCAGCCAGUCCGGGAACGCUGAUCGAUCCGGCAGUGCCUUCCAGUCCUCGUCCUUACUCACCUCGGUCAGGUUGCAGUUCCUGGCCGGUUGUUUCGGCCUCGGCACAGUCGGUGCUGGAGGGCUCAAGAGAGACAGCGUGCAGCUGCACCACUACCAAGAUGGCGUAAACGCUGCUAAGAGGAAUAUCCAGAUGGAAAUUCAGACAGCUGUCCAUAAGAUCUACCAGCAGCUGUCUGUUACACUCGAGAGCGCGCUGCAGGCCAACAAGCACCACAUCGAAGCGCAGCAGCGCCUCCUUCUGGUGACUGUGUUUGCACUGAGCGUGCGCUACCAGCCAGUGGAUGUCUCGCUGGCUAUCUCCAGCGGUUUGCUCAAUGUGCUGUCUCAGCUGUGUGGCACAGAGACCAUGCUGGGGCAGCCCCUCCAGCUGCUGCAGAAACCUGGAGUCUCCCAGCUCAGUACUGCACUGAAGGUCGCCUCCACGCGGCUGCUGCAGAUACUGGCCAUCAGCACCGGGACCUACGCAGACAAGCUCAGUCCCAAGGUUGUCCAGUCUCUGUUGGACCUCCUCUGCAGUCAGCUGAAGAACCUGCUUUCUCAGGCAGGAGUAAGCCUUCUGUCCUCUGGAGAAGACAAGGAAGACGACAAGCUCCAAGACCACGCUGACUCUGAAAAGAAAGACUUCAGAGCUUUGCUUCGCAAGCAACACACAGCGGAGUUGCACCUUGGAGACUUUCUCGUCUUCUUAAGAAGAGUGGUGUCCUCCAAGGCGAUCCAGUCCAAGAUGGCCUCCCCCAAAUGGACUGAAGUGCUGCUGAACAUCGCGGCACAGAAGUGCUGCUCAGGCGUCCCUCUGGUGGGGAACUUGAGAACUCGGCUUCUUGCUCUGCACGUUCUGGAGGCUGUGUUGCCUUCCUGUGAGGCCAAUAUGGACGAUGACCAACUGUCACAGGUGGUGGAGCGCCUGUUCUCCCUGUUGUCCGACUGCAUGUGGGAAGCUCCGAUUGCUCAAGCUAAGCACUCGAGCCAGAUGAAAGAAAGGAUGCAGGAACUCAAACUCCAGGGCGAGACAGAGGAGGAGGAUGAAAACCUUCCCAUCCAAGAAGUGUCUUUUGACCCUGAGAAGGUUCAAUGUUGUGUGGUGGAAAAUGGCCAGGGUCUGACCCACGGCAGUGGGGGUAAAGGCUACGGCCUGGCCUCCACUGGUAUCUCCUCUGGAUGCUACCAAUGGAAGUUUUACAUCAUCAAGGAGAACCGGGGCAACGAGGGCACGUGUGUGGGUGUUUCCCGAUGGCCCGUACACGACUUCAACCACCGCACCACUUCGGACAUGUGGCUGUACCGAGCGUACAGCGGCAACCUCUAUCACAACGGGGAGCAAACGCUGACGCUGAGCAGCUUUACUCAGGGAGACUUCAUCACCUGUGUCCUCGACAUGGAGGCCAGGACCAUCUCCUUCGGCCGCAACGGAGAAGAGCCCAAACUGGCCUUCGAGGACGUGGAUGCCACAGAGCUCUACCCCUCUGUGAUGUUCUACAGCAGCAACCCAGGAGAGAAGGUUAAAAUCUGUGACAUGCAGAUGCGUGGCACGCCCCGAGACCUGUUACCCGGUGAUCCAGUAUGCAGCCCCAUGGCCACAGUCCUGGCUGAGGCCACCACGCACCUUAUUCGAAUCUUGCAUCGCACUGACCGCUGGACCCACCGCAUUAACAAGACCAUGAUCGAACGACUCCACAAGAUCAAGCCUUGCUUCAGAGAGUCGGCCAGUGGGUCUGGCAGCAGCGGAGGCCAGAGGCUGAAAAAGAGUCGUUCGGUACAGAGCCGAGAGGAGCACGAUACACAGAGAGAGAGCCAAGACACGCCCACAAGGACAGAGGAAGAGCGAGGUCGCCACGGACGGCAGCACGGUUUGGGAGAGCUGUCUGAGCACCACCUGAGAACUCUGUGCACAGAGGUGUGGCCGGUUCUGGCGGUGAUUGGUGGAGUGGACACAGGCCUCCGGGUUGGCGGGCAAUGUGUGCACAAGCAGACUGGGCGGCACGCUACUUUACUUGGCAUCUUGAAGGAAGGGAGCACCUCAGCCAAAGUGCAGUGGGACGAGGCUGAAAUUACCAUCAGCUUCCCAACUUUCUGGUCACCUAGUGACACGCCGCUAUACAACUUGGAGCCAUGUGAGCCGCUAUCCUUCGAUGUGACUCGUUUCCGGGGCCUCACCGCCUCGCUGCUGUUGGAUCUCACCUACCUUACCAGCAUCCACGAGGAGACCGCUGCUAAGCUCAGCGCACGGCGCCAUGACAAGAAGCAUCGCAACGCGGUCUCCGCUGGACACGAACCAGGCUGUAACGACAAAGCAGACAAUGAGGGGCACCAGCGAAAUGAGCAGAAAGAUCACAGUGGAGGAAACCCAAAUGCUCCGACCUCUGACCUCCGUGUGUCCCACAGCCUGGAUGAGGUCAAAGCACAUGUGGCGCCCAACUCCAAGUCUGAGAGCGAGAUCUCACUUGUGGUCAGCGGUGGCAUGGGAGGAAAUGAUGUGUUCACUCCAGCUCCUCACAACCCAGCUGAAGGGAACAAGAAGAAGAGCCACGACCACAGCUCCCACAGCCACGAACCAUCAACCUCUUCCUGUGCCAGCCAGUCAGAGAUCCACGCCGUGCAGCUGUCUUAUCUCUACCUGGGAGCCAUGAAGUCUCUCAGCUGUCUGCUCAGCUGCAGCAAGUACGCUGAGCUGCUCCUCAUACCGAAGGUGUUACCAGAACCAGUAUCCAGCGGGCACAAUGCUGAUCUGAACACUGGCAGUGGCAGCACCUCUGCUGCCUCGCCGGUAUGUCAAGAGGAAGUGGAAAUGAGGGCGGCUCUGCAGUUCCUCAUGCGUCACAUGGUGAAACGGGCAGUGAUGCGCUCCCCUAUCAAGCGGGCCUUAGGGUUGGCAGACCUGGAAAGGGCACAGGCCAUGAUCUACAAGCUAGUUGUCAAUGGGCUGCUGGACGAGCCCAGUGUGGGAAAGGUCAGGUCAGGAAUGAAAAGUGAACCAGAGGGUGAGGGGGAAGGUGCAGAAGGAGAGCAGCUUGCACAGACCCCCGUCACCACCAGCCCUUCAGCUUCCAGCACCACCUCCUUCAUGAGCUCCUCCCUGGAGGACACCACCACCGCUACCACACCUGUCACAGAUACAGAGACUGUCCCGGCCUCCGAGUCUCCAGGGGUCAUGCCUCUUAGUCUCCUCAGACAAAUGUUCUCCAGCUAUCCAACCACCGCACUUGUUCCGACACGGCGAGCCCAGACCCCUCCCGUGUCCUCUUUGCCCACGUCUCCCUCAGACGAGGUUGGCCGUAGACAGAGUCUCACCUCCCCGGACUCUCAGCCCAACAGGCCACAAAACCGAACAGCUCUGUCCGACCCCAGCAGCAGGCUGUCCACGUCUCCUCCUCCGCCUGCCAUCGCUGUGCCUCUGCUGGAGAUGGGCUUCUCCUUGCGACAGAUCACUAAAGCUCUGGAAGCCACUGGUGCUCGAGGAGAGGCGGACGCCCAGAACAUCACUGUGCUGGCCAUGUGGAUGAUUGAACAUCCGGGCACAGAGGAUGAGCAAGACAGCUCUCACAGCAGAGAUGGGCCAGAUUCUUCCUGUACGGGUGCUUCAGGGGGAGGAGGAAAAUCUCAGGAUCGGAGCUCGUAUCUGUGUUCUUCUCGAGACAUAGCCAAUGCAGAUACUUCCGAAAUGGAAGAGGGCUUCAGUGAGAGUCCCGAGGGUCUGGAACAGGACAGCGCUUCAGCCUCAAACGGAACGCCGCUCAGAGGUCGCUCUGCUGUUGGAAGGAAGCACCGCUUUGAUAUGGCUGCACGCACACUCCUCGCCCGUGCUGCUGGUCUGUACCGCUCAGUUCAUGCUCAUCCCAGCCAGUCACGUCGGGAGGUCUCAUCCCUGCAGCAGCAGCAAGACCCAGGCACGCUUUAUGACUUCAACCUCGAUGAAGAGCUGGAGAUGGACCUGGACGAGGAAACCAUGGAAGCCAUGUUCGGCCAGGACCUUCCCAGUGACACUGACAUUCUGGGAAUGUGGAUCCCGGAGGUACUGGACUGGCCAACAUGGCAUGUAUGUGAGACAGAAGAUCGAGAUGAAGUGGUGGUGUGUGAGUUGUGCGAGGCCAAUGUAGCCAACUUCAAUCAGCACAUGAAGAAGAGCCACCCUGGUUGCGGACGCAGUGCCAACCGGCAAGGCUACCGCAGCAAUGGCUCCUAUGUAGACGGCUGGUUUGGAGGGGAAUGCGGCAGUGGAAACCCCUACUACCUGCUCUGUGGAGCCUGCCGAGAGAAGUACUUGGCUAUCAAAAGCAAGGCCAAAGUCCCCGUUGUGGAAAGAUAUAAAGGACAAGCUCCUGACCUCCUGGGAAAGCAGGACAGUGUCUGUGAAGAGGACUGGGAUAUGCUUGAUGUUGAUGAAGAUGAAAAGCUGACAGGGGAGGAGGAGUUUGAGCUUUUAGCCGGCCCUUUAGGUCUGAGUGAGUGCCGGCUUGUCCCCGAUGCUGUUCAGUUCCCUGACAGCGACCCACUUGGAGCCUCUGUAGCCAUGGUGACGGCCUCUAACAGUAUGGAGGAGACCCUACUUCAGAUAGGCUGUCAAACCUCUGUGGAUAAGAGUUCAUCAGGCAGGGUGACCCUUGGGGAGCAGGCGGCAGCCCUGCAGAACCCCCACGACCGGGUGAUGGCCCUGAGGAGAGUGACGGCUGCAGCUCAGGUGCUGUUGGCCAGGACCAUGGUGAUGAGAGCUCUCUCCCUGCUGUCUGUCAGCGGCUCCAGUUGCAGCCUUGCAGCAGGUUUGGAGUCUCUGGGUUUGACCGACAUCAGGACACUGGUCAGGCUGAUGUGCCUGGCAGCAGCAGGCCGAGCGGGUCUUUCCACCAGUCCUGCAGGGGGCUCCGGUCACGUCGAGAGGCCACGAGGAGCCGCCAAAGCCAGCAAACCCAUCUCCUGCCUGGCUUACCUCAGCACGGCCGUGGGCUGCUUGGCCUCCAACAGCCCCGGUGCUGCCAAGCUGCUCAUGCAGCUCUGCACUCAGAAUCUGAUCUCUGCAGCUACAGGCCUGAACUUGACGACAGUGGACGACCCCAUGCAGAGGAAGUUCCUGCCCAGCUUUCUGCGUGGUGUGGCGGAGGAAAACAAACUCAUCACAUCGCCUAAUUUUGUGGUCACGCAGGCGCUGGUGGCCCUGCUGGCAGAUAAAGGAGCCCGGCUCAGGCCGGCUUAUGACCUGGCUGAUAUGGAGAAAAAGGGCCCUCUGGAGCUGGCCAAUGCUCUGGCGGCCUGCUGCUUGUCUUCCAGGCUUUCUUCACAACACCGCCAGUGGGCCGCCCAGCAGCUGGUCCGCACUUUGGCUGCCCACGGACGUGACAACAACCAAACACGGCCACAGACCUUUGCCGACAUGGCGGGGGACCUGCGGAAGUGUUCCUUCAUCAAGCUCGCUCACCAGAGCAGGGUGGGUUACUGUGUGUGGUGCACAAAGGGGCUGUUGGCUACUAAUGGCAAUGACGGAACCGUCAGGUGUGGAACCCUCACCAAGAGUCAGUACACCCUCCAGCAGACGUGUGUCUUCAACAAGAAUGACGGGUGUUCAGAGGAGGGCUUGACAAGCUUGGGGUCCCCAAGUGACUGUGCCUGUUCUCCUUUGGCCUGGAGUGUCACUGGGAAAUACUUGGCUUCAGCCAUGGAGAAAAUGGUCAACAUCUGGCAAGUUAAUGGGUCUGUUGGCCUGCAGCCUCAUUGGGUGUCAUCGCUGGCGUGGCCUGAAUCUGUAGGGCCGAGUCAUUGUGGUGAGAACCCAAAGGAACAUGCUGCUGGUGGGUGGCGAAUGGAUGGAACCCUGGGCCUCAUUAGGUGCGGGACGCCUCCCACUACGAUGCACCGCACCGAACUGGAGCAACUGUUACCGGCCGAAAGCACGGAGUCCAUCCACAGUGUGAAAUGGGGUCCAGGAGGUCAGAUGUUGCUUACUUGUGCCAAAGAGGAGAUGGUGAAGCUUUGGGCCGGGUCCCGACUCUCAUCUGACUCAGGCGCUGGAUCCGGUUGGCGCUGCCUGCAGACGAUCCGAAACCCUUCUGUGGUUAAUGGUGUGGCCUGGUGCAGCCUGCCUGGCCAUGGCUACAAAACCCUCAACAUGCUGGCCAUGUGCUGCCAAAACGGUCUGGUCUCAGUCUGGACUGUUCCGCAGGACGUCUCCAGCUUCCCAGGCUCCUGUUUCUCUGCCUCAGUGGCAUGGUGGGAAAACAAGGCCAAACCAAGAUUCAUGUCUUCACGCUGGUCAGAAGAUGGCGCCAUCUGCGUUUUCCUGCUGGAGGGUCACAUCACACCAUCAAAAACACUGGCCUUCAGUCCCGACGGACUGAGCCUGGCAUCUGGAGGAGUGGGAGGCCUCGUGAACAUCUGGUCCCUGCGGGACGGCUCAGUGCUCCAGACGGUGGUCGCCGGGUCCGGGGCAAUCCAGAACAUUGUUUGGAGCCCAGAUGUGGGUGUUGCAGUCUGCUCCAACAGGUCAAAGGACGUGCUGGUUGUUAACUGCUAAGAGUUCAUGGUGUCCAAUCAUGUGCUCGCCACCUGUCGAACUGCUCUGAAGAAGCAGGGCAUCGUGGGCCUCAACAUGGCGCCCUGCAUGAGGGCCUUCCUGGAGAGACUUCCCGUCAUGCUGCAGGAGCAGUACGCUUACGAGAAGCCCCACGUGGUGUGUGGGGAGCAGCUGGUGCACAGCCCCUACAUGCAGUGCCUGGCCUCCCUGGCUGUGGGUCUCCACCUGGACCAGCUGCUGUGUUGUCCCCUGGUGCCGCCUCACCUCCAGCACUGUCCACCAGAAUCUGGCUCCGCCGUGUGGAACGCUGCCGAGUGGGCCUGGCUGGACUGUUUCUCAACCACGGUCAAAGCGGCAGAGGCGUUGGCACGGGGCGCCACCUUCCCAGAAUCCUUUUCUGUUCCCGAUCUGGAGCCUGUGCCUAAAGAUGAAAUGACUCUGCUGAUGGACAACAGCAAAUGGAUGUCGGAUUUGGAUGAGCAGAUCAUGUCCUGGGCCAUCUCCAGACCAGAGGAUUGGCACCUCGGUGGGAAGUGUGACGUGUAUCUGUGGGGUGCUGGCAGACAUGGCCAGCUGGCAGAAGCUGGCAGGAACAUCCUGGUGCCAACCAACACGACGUCCUUUUCUCAAGCGCAGCAGGUGGUGUGCGGUCAGAACUGCAGCUUUGUGAUCCAGCCCAAUGGGACCGUGUUGGCCUGCGGCGAGGGAAGCUACGGCCGUCUGGGCCAGGGCAACUCUGACGACCUGCAUGUUCUCACAGUCAUCUCAGCUCUUCAAGGUUUUGUGGUGACUCAGCUGGUGACGUCCUGUGGCAGUGACGGCCACUCCAUGGCACUGACAGAGAGUGGCGAGGUGUUCAGCUGGGGGGAUGGUGACUACGGCAAGCUGGGCCACGGGAACAGCGACCGCCAGCGCAGACCGAGACAGAUUGAGGCACUGCAGGGCGAGGAGGUGGUUCAGAUGUCGUGCGGGUUCAAACAUUCCGCGGUGGUAACGGCUGACGGGACUUUCACCUUUGGCAAUGGUGAUUAUGGUAGACUGGGCCUGGGCAACACGUCCAACAAGAAGCUACCAGAGAAGGUGACAGCGCUGGAGGGCUACCAGGUCGGACAGGUGGCUUGUGGUUUGAACCACACUCUAGUUGUUUCUGCUGAUGGAGCGAUGGUGUGGGCUUUUGGGGAUGGAGACUACGGAAAACUGGGACUUGGAAAUUCCACGGCCAAGUCAUCCCCUCAGAAAGUGGACGUGCUUUGUGGGGUUGGCAUCAAAAAAGUGGCUUGUGGAACACAGUUCUCUGUGGCUCUCAGUAAAGACGGCAAAGUCUUCACGUUUGGACAAGAUCGGCUAAUCGGUUUGCCAGAAGCUCGAGCCAGGAACCACAACCGUCCCCAGCAGGUGCCGGUUCUGUCAGGGAUCCAUAUUCAGGAUAUCGCCGUCGGCGCUGAACACACUCUAGUUCUCUCGUCCUCGGGAGACGUCUACACCUGGGGCAGCAACUCUGAGGGCCAGCUGGGUCUGGGCCACACCAACCCUGUAAGAGAACCGAUGCUGGGGACGAUGCUGCAGGGCAAAAACAUCCACCAGAUAUCCGCUGGACGCUGCCAUAGCGCGGCCUGGACGGCUCCCUCUGUGCCUCCUCGAGCACCAGGUUCCUCUGUGCCGCUUCAGCUGGGUCUUCCUGUGGCUGUUCCGCCUCAGUACAGCGGACUGAGGAGAGGUGGCAUCGAGGCGGUGAGAGCUCGCCUGCGCCUCCUCUACCACUUCUCCGACCUCAUGUACUCCUCGUGGAGACUCCUCAACCUUAGCCCCAACAACCAAGUCAUAAACAAAUUUAAAGAAACCAGUCAGGGUCACCAUUUGGAAGGCUGUGAAAGCUCUGACUCCUCUUUGGAGCUGCCCCUCCAUUAUAAUGCCGGAACCUGGGGCAUUGUCCAGGGCCAAUUGAGGCCCCUCUUGGCCCCCAGGGUGUACACGUUACCCAUGGUGCGCUCCAUAGGCAAAACCAUGGUGCAGGGGAGGAACUAUGGCCCCCAGAUCACCGUCAAACGGAUCUCCACACGCGGACGGAAUUGCAAACCGAUCUUCGUGCAGAUUGCACGUCAGGUUGUGAAGCUGAACGCCUCGGACCUGCGGCUGCCCUCCAGGGCCUGGAAGGUCAAGCUGGUGGGGGAGGGAGCGGAUGAUGCAGGGGGCGUGUUUGAUGACACCAUCACAGAAAUGUGUCAGGAGUUGGAGACGGGUGUGGUAGACCUGCUCAUCCCCUCCCCCAACGCCACGGCAGAGGUCGGCUACAACAGAGACCGAUUUCUCCUCAACCCGUCUGCGUGUCUGGACGAACAUAUGCUCCAGUUUAAGUUUCUGGGCAUCCUGAUGGGCGUGGCCAUCCGCACCAAGAAGCCCCUGGACCUGCAUCUGGCGCCCCUGGUGUGGAAACAGCUGUGCUGCAUCCCGCUGCAGCUGGAGGACUUGGAGGAGGUGGACCUCCUCUACGUGCAGACGCUCAAAAGCAUUCUUCACAUUGAAGACAGUGGCAUCACAGAGGACAAUUUCCAUGAGAUGAUUCCUCUGGAUUCGUUUGUGGGUCAGAGCGCCGAUGGUAAAAUGGUGCCCAUCAUCCCAGGAGGAAACAGCAUCCCUCUGACCUUCUCCAACAGGAAGGAGUACGUGGAACGAGCCGUGGAGUAUCGUCUGCACGAACUCGACCGACAGGUGGCGGCGGUGCGUGAGGGCAUGUCAUGGAUCGUUCCCGUGCCGCUGCUGUCGCUGCUGACGGCCAAGCAGCUGGAGCAGAUGGUGUGCGGCAUGCCGGAGAUCUGCUGCGAUGUGCUGAAGAAGGUGGUUCGAUACCGUGAGGUGGAUGAGCAGCACUCGCUGGUGCAGUGGUUCUGGCAGACACUGGAGGAGUUCUCCAACGAGGAGCGAGUCCUCUUCAUGCGCUUUGUCUCGGGCCGUUCCCGGCUGCCCGCCAACACGGCUGACAUCUCUCAGAGGUUUCAGAUCAUGAAGGUGGACAGGCCGUACGACAGCCUGCCCACGUCACAGACGUGUUUCUUUCAGCUGCGCCUGCCGCCGUACUCCAGUCAGGCCGUCAUGGCGGAGAGGCUGCGAUACGCCAUCAACAACUGCCGCUCCAUCGACAUGGACAACUACAUGCUGUCCCGGAACGUGGACACAGCUGAAGGUUCCGACACGGACUACUGACCCCGGACAGGAAACAGUUUUAUGAACUUUAAAGCGCCACAGAUUUGACAUUUGUAUUUUUCUUCCUUGUGGUUUAUUCCGUUUUUAAAGACAGCAAAUCUACAAAAAAAGCAUUAAGUUUUUUCUUUUUUUGCACAUCUCAUUUUUAAGGUUCUGCAUGGAUGUUUAUUUUGAAACGUGUACAGAAAAUUCAGGCAGCCAUGAAGAAAAAAACAGACUUGUAAAUUGUGUAAAAUGCCUGGAGGAAAAUGUUUUACUUUAUAUCCAUAUUUAUUUUAAUUUCUAAACUGCUGAGUUUCCCAAAGCAUCCAGAAAAGAAUAAAGGAAUAACUACCACAGGG